UCCAACGCCUCAACCCAAACCACAACCCUCUCCCCCACGACCCUCGACUUCGCAGCCAAAAUCUUCGACCUCGCGCGCUCAGGCGCCACGUCCACUCUCCAGCAAUACCUCACAGCCGGCAUCCUGCCCAACCUAGCCAACAGCACCGGCGACACGCUCCUCAUGCUCGCCGCGUACCACGGCCAUGUCGCUACGGCCAAGAUGCUGCUCGACGCCGGCGCGGACCCGAAUGCCCUGAAUGCCAGGGGUCAGAGUGCGGUUUCUGGCGCGGUGGUCAAGGGCUGGGAUGAGGUUGUUGAGGUGCUUGUUGGGGCGGGGGCG
Messenger RNA from Dothidotthia symphoricarpi CBS 119687, 321 nucleotides. RefSeq names its product ankyrin. The transcript has a single exon. The record is from RefSeq and is a predicted model, not a curated record. Gene Ontology annotation, molecular function: aspartic-type endopeptidase activity; protein binding. The annotation marks the transcript as partial. Gene Ontology annotation, cellular component: cytoplasm; nucleus. Lineage: Eukaryota; Fungi; Ascomycota; Dothideomycetes; Pleosporales; Dothidotthiaceae. Gene Ontology annotation, biological process: proteolysis.